Messenger RNA from Marmota monax (woodchuck), 1757 nucleotides. RefSeq names its product ISL LIM homeobox 2 (gene Isl2). Gene Ontology annotation, biological process: neuron fate specification; positive regulation of transcription by RNA polymerase II; axonogenesis. Gene Ontology annotation, molecular function: DNA-binding transcription factor activity, RNA polymerase II-specific; cis-regulatory region sequence-specific DNA binding. Gene Ontology annotation, cellular component: nucleus. The record is from RefSeq and is a predicted model, not a curated record. NCBI's taxonomy places the organism in Eukaryota, Metazoa, Chordata, Mammalia, Rodentia, Sciuridae. The coding region runs from base 209 to 1249 and encodes 346 amino acids. The transcript has 5 exons.
UUCACAAAAUCAGAAUAUUUUGUUUUUUCGUUUCCAAUUUUCUGGACCAUUAGAAAGCUCAUCUUUUCCUUGCGCUCACAAUUCUUGAAAGAGUGAAAGAACGAGCGGAUUGGGUUGGGGCUGGAGUGGCCGAGGACGGCCGGGGUCCGGGCAGCCAGGCCUGACGCGGGCCCUGCGCCCUUCCCCGGCAGAGAAGCCUGGGACCGCCAUGUGCGUGGGCUGCGGGAGUCAGAUCCACGACCAGUUUAUUCUUCGGGUGUCGCCCGACCUCGAGUGGCAUGCCGCCUGCCUCAAGUGCGCUGAGUGCAGCCAGUACCUAGAUGAGACGUGCACGUGCUUCGUGAGAGACGGGAAGACCUACUGCAAGCGGGACUACGUAAGGCUGUUCGGCAUCAAGUGCGCCAAGUGCCAGGUGGGCUUCAGCAGCAGCGACCUGGUGAUGCGGGCGCGGGACAGCGUGUACCACAUAGAGUGCUUCCGCUGCUCCGUGUGCAGCCGGCAGCUGCUGCCUGGAGAUGAGUUCUCGCUGAGGGAGCACGAACUGCUCUGCCGCGCAGAUCACGGCCUCCUGCUGGAGCGCGCCGCUGCCGGCAGCCCGCGCAGCCCCGGUCCUCUCCCCGGAGCCCGCGGCCUGCAUCUGCCAGGUAAGCCGUGCGCUCGGGCUGCGCCUCCCGCCUGCGUCGGUGUCAGUGGCCGACAGCCCUCGCUGCGUCCACACGUGCACAAGCAGACGGAGAAGACGACCCGAGUGCGGACUGUGCUCAACGAGAAGCAGCUGCACACUCUGAGGACGUGCUACGCCGCCAACCCGCGGCCAGAUGCGCUCAUGAAGGAACAACUUGUGGAGAUGACCGGCCUGAGCCCGCGGGUCAUCCGCGUAUGGUUCCAGAACAAGCGGUGCAAGGACAAGAAGAAAUCCAUUCUUAUGAAGCAGCUGCAACAACAGCAGCACAAUGACAAGACGAGCCUGCAGGGACUUACCGGGACGCCCCUGGUGGCGGGCAGCCCCAUUCGCCACGAGAGCGCGGUGCAGGGCAGCGCAGUUGAGGUGCAGACCUACCAGCCUCCAUGGAAAGCACUCAGCGAGUUCGCACUUCAGAGUGACCUGGACCAACCAGCCUUCCAGCAGCUGGUCUCCUUCUCCGAGUCCGGUUCCCUAGGCAACUCCUCUGGCAGCGACGUGACCUCCCUGUCCUCGCAGCUCCCGGACACCCCCAACAGUAUGGUGCCGAGUCCCGUGGAGACGUGAGGGGGGACCCCUCCCUGCCAGCCCGUGGACCUCGCAUGCUCCCUGCAUGAGAAUCACCCAUGCUCAGGCCAUUCCAGCUCCGAAAAUUCUCUCGCCUUUGUAAUUAUUAUUAUUUAAAGAGAGAAGACCGAGAAAAAACGGUCAGGACAGCCAAAAGCGCCAGGACGCAACCUGCUUUCACCAAGACUGGAGACCCCUGCUCCGAGGACUUUUAUUUUUUUCCAAACCGGAAUAUGGGAUUUACUAGGGUUAGCUCUGCCCUCUCCUCUCCCGCGCUCCACUCCACCACCCACAUAACCACCUCGGCGUGGAGAACAUGCAGGGCUCUUCCCGGGCCGGGCAGGCUCCUGCCCCAAAUCUGCCCAAGUGCUGCCCAGCGGCUUCGCCUGGGGUUUUGCGGGGAAGAGGACAGGGAUAACCCAAAGGAACAGACACUCAAUCCCCAAAGCGCAUGAUUGCUGGGAAAAAGUAGAAACAAGACUUUCCUUUAAAAUGUUUAAAUUAUCAG